Poecilia latipinna (sailfin molly) is the source of this 6549-nucleotide messenger RNA. RefSeq names its product AT-rich interactive domain 1B (gene arid1b). The record is from RefSeq and is a predicted model, not a curated record. Gene Ontology annotation, molecular function: nucleosome binding; DNA binding. The transcript is spliced from 21 exons. Gene Ontology annotation, biological process: positive regulation of DNA-templated transcription; chromatin remodeling; regulation of transcription by RNA polymerase II. Gene Ontology annotation, cellular component: SWI/SNF complex; nucleoplasm; nBAF complex. NCBI's taxonomy places the organism in Eukaryota, Metazoa, Chordata, Actinopteri, Cyprinodontiformes, Poeciliidae. The coding region runs from base 138 to 5696 and encodes 1852 amino acids.
ACAACAGCAGCAGCAGCAGCAGCAGCAUCGCAGGAGCUGGCAGCACCAUGAAGGGGAAGAAAACCUCCUCCAGGAGGGGAGCAGCCGACAAGCGGAGCAACACCAGCUGAACCAGUCAGGAGGAGGAGGAGGAGCGGAUGGAUGCCAGCCUGGGAUCAGACAGCAACAGCAGCAACAACAACCCUCCUCCGACUGGGACCAGCUCCCAGUUUAAUCAUUAUUAUGGGAAUGGAAGAGGAGGGCCUUGCUUUGAUCAACAUGGCGGACAACAAAGCCCAGGGACUGGGGUAACAGCGGCGGCACACACGGUACACGGCACCAUGGACCAGGUCCACAACUCCCACGAAGGCUACAGCAACAACAGCCCGUACAACCACUAUCCGAACUACCGAGCGGGCUACGGGAGCGGCGGCUACGGGGGCAUGAUGAGCCCCUCACGGCAGGGGAACAGCCUGAUGGGCCCGGCGGCCGCUAACCCGGCCAAAGCGGCUAUGGUGGCCGCCAGUUCUCCGGCUGGAGGAGGCGGAGGAGGAUUCCAGCGGUUUCCCGGACAGGGUCAGCAGCACCCUUCGGGGGCUACGCCGACUUUGAACCAGUUAUUAACGUCUCCGAGCCCGAUGAUGCGCGGCUACGGAGGCGGAUAUUCAGAUUACAGUAAUCCCGCUGUACAGCAGCACCAGUCGGGUGUGGGGCCGGCGGAAGACACGGGCUCUCAGUACGGAUCAGCAGCAGCGCAUGGUUGGGGAGGACAACAGAGGAGUCACCCGGGUCACAACGGACCGAGCAGCGGAAGAUCUCAGGUGGCGCCGAUGGACCCGAUGGCGAUGAAGCGCUCUCAGCUCUAUGGGAUGAGCAACAGCCCGUACUCCCAGCAGCAGGGGGCGCCGUACCCUGGACAACCCUACAGCUCCCCCCACAGAUACCCCAUGGGAAUGUCUGGCAGGGGGCAGAUGGUAAUGGGAGGGAUGCAGUACCCUCAGCAGCAGAUGAGCUCCCAGUACGGCCAGCAGCAGCAACAGAACCUGAGCUUCAGCCAGCCCGGCCAGCCGCCGUACUUCAGCCCCCCCCAGCAGCAGCCGGCCGCCCCCAGCCAGCCGCCGUACAUGCAGCCCUGCCCGCUGCCGCCCCAGGAUCUCUCCCGCUCCAUCGAUGACCUGCUGACCGGCACCGAGGCGGCGGUGAGUUCAGGGGCCUCCGGUUCCGGCAGCACUCAGGGCGACCAGGGGACUCCGGGGGCCCGCUCUCCUUUCUCCCCCCACGUUUCGCCGCGCCUCCCCCCUCCGGCCCGAACGGGUCCCUCUCCGUCCCCGUCGCUGUCCCCUGCUGGGUCCCGCUCGGGGCCCCUGUCUCCCACCAGUGGUCCAGGCCCCCAGGCGGGCCCCCAGGUGUCUGGAUCAGACAUCGGCCCCCACUCCUCCCAGUCGGCCAUGACUCCAGACCGAGGUUUCCCUCCCUCCAUGCAGCGCAGCAACCAGGGGCCACAUUUCGGCCCCAUGUCCCCCCACCCAGCACCGGCUGGCCCCGGGCUCCACGGCUCCUACCAGCAGGGCAGCCACUCCUACGGCCCCCCAGGUACCUACCCUCGGCCCCCUCACUACGGCGGGACCCCUGCAGCUGGCUACAGUGGCCCCGGCUCGGGCCCCAGCCUGGCUAACAGCAUGGGGCUGAACACCGCUGGCCCCAUGCACGGGCAGGGCCCCUCCACCCCGUCGGGCCGAGGCCCCGGGCCCGGAGCUGGGGGCCGCCCCUACACAACUGGACCCGGCACCGCGGCCCCCACCUCUCCCAACAUGCCGCAGGCUACCGGCCAGGGCAUGAGGCCCCCAGGGGCCACCGCCAGCUGCAAGCCGCCAGACAUGGGCCCCAACUCUGGACCGAGCACCAACGCCUCCCUCAGCGCUCACAGCAGGCAGAGCAGCUUCUCAGCUAUGACAGCGAUGAGAGGUUCUGGAGGUUCUGGAGGUUCUGGAGGUCCGUUCAGCAGCUCAGGCAGGAUGACUCCUCAGGGCCCGCCCUACACCGCUCCAGGAUUAGGGAUGAUGGCGGCAGACGGGACAGGAAGUCAUGACCUGAAGCAGCGGGUUGAGCUCCGAGACGCCGUCGGUUCUGCUGCUGAUCCAACCAAAAUGAAGCAGGACAGCUACGGCUCGCAGUGUGUGGUGCCGCCCCCCAGCGCCCCCUGCCCGAUGUCCCCCAGCCCGGCCAGCGUGUCGUCCUGUGUGGGGGAAGACAGCGACAGCAUCGGCAGCCCCGCCUGGCUCAGGACCCCGUCCAGCCCACAGAAGCCCAACGUGGCGACCAUGACCAACGAGAAGAUCACCAAGCUGUACGAGAUGGGCAGCGAGCCGGAGCGCCGCCUGUGGGUCGACCGCUACCUGUCCUUCAUGGAGGACAGGGAGACGCCCGUCGCCACCCUGCCGGCCGUCGGCAGGAAGCCGCUGGACCUGUGCCGGCUCUACCUGGCGGUGCGAGCCAUCGGCGGCCUGGCCAUGGUGAACAAAAACAAGAAGUGGCGGGAGCUGUCGUCGCUGCUGAGCGUCGGGACGUCCAGCAGCUCGGCCAGCUCCCUGAAGAAGCAGUACAUCCAGUACCUGUUCGCCUACGAGUGCAAGAUGGAGCGAGGGGAGGAGCCUCCGCCUGACGCUGGCGCCGGGGACGCCAAGAAGCCCCUGCAGGUCAAGGGUCAACCGCCUUCUCCUGCGAAUUCGGGCUCGUUUCAGGGCCCCAACACGCCCCAGUCCAGCAGCUCCUCCCUCACCGACGCUCCGGUGGACCCGAAGCCCCCGACCCGCUCGUCCACCCCGCACAACCAGAUGGCUGCCCAGCCUGGAAACAGGACCAUGGGAGGCGUGAGCGUCCAGGACCCGUUCUCUGAAGGCAGCGACCCGGCCUUCCACAGCAAGCGGGUCCCGGGGCCCGGCGGGGGCCCCUACCAGCAGGGGGCGGCUCCAACAGAACCCGCAAUGAGAAUGCAAUACGACGCCAGCAAAGACCCGUAUGGAGCCCCGAGGAAGGGUCCGGUUCCCGGCGAGGCCUUCGGUCAGAGCCAGAUGCCCAGCGGUGCGAUGCAGGACAUGUUCCCCCGCGGACCCUCCUCCGGCCCCCUAUCAGGGAUGGGGCCCAGGCCGCAGUACCCCUACGGCCCCGGCUACGAGAGCAGAUUGGACAAUGUGAUGGGCCCAGAGGGAAGCAUGGCGCCCCCUGGCGCCCAGAACAGCAUGGGCCCGUCUGCCAAUGAAGCCAGCAUGUAUCCCCCCAACAGAUUCCCCCAGCAGAGGCACGGACACGAUGGAUUUGGUCAGCAGUAUCCUCACAGUAUGGCCUACAGUUCCCAUCAGCCCCUUUACCCCCAGCAGCAGGGCUACAAGCGUCCGAUGGAGGCCAUGUUCCCGGCUGCGAAGCGUCAUGAGGGCGAGGCGUUUGCCGUGCAGCAGUUUGGCUCCCAGCAGCCGGACCCUUUCGGCCCCUACGGAUCCGGACCUGGGGGGUUUUCAGGACCUGAGCGCCGGCCCGUCCCCGGGCAGUACCAGUACCCAUACGGCCGCGACCGACAGGCCCCCCCACAGCACGGCAUGAUGGGAUCGGCCCCUGCGGCGGCGACAGAUGGGGGGCCGCAGCCCAGCUUGUGGCCCCCCAGGACAGAGAUGGGGAUCUUGUACAGCCGGCAGGGCCAGGGGCCCCCCUUCCCAGACCAGGAGGGCCGGCCCCCACACGACACCCAGUGGGCCCCCAGUCACCUGAACCAGUGCCAACCUCCCUUCCCCUCCCACUCUUCUUCCUCCUCCUCUUCCUCCAUGCCCCCUCUCCCCUCCAGGCAGCCCCCCUCCUCUUUCCAGGCCACGCCCACCAUCCCAAAACACGUGACCCGCCCCCAGAGCCCCUCGUCAUUCCCCCGUCCUCCGGUGGGCUCCCUGUCCCCCAACGGCGCCCCCUACCUGCCUGUUAAGAAACCAGGUGUCCCCACCGUUCCCCCGGCCAAUCAGGGCCUCCCCCUCGUUUACAGAGAGGUCGUUUUCCCACCCGGCUCUGUGGAGGCCACACCCCCCAAGCUGAAACCACGGCGACGGCUAACGGCGAAGGACACAGGAACGCCGGAGGCCUGGCGGGUGAUGAUGUCACUGAAGUCGGGGCUCCUGGCGGAGAGCACCUGGGCGCUGGACACCCUCAACAUCCUGCUGUACGACGACAGCACAGUGGGCUCGUUCAGCCUGACGCUGCUGCCCGGGUUCCUGGAGCUCAUCGUGGAGUUUUAUCGCCGCUGCCUCAUCCAGAUGUUCGGCAUCCUGCAGGAGUACGAGGUCGGGGCCGAGGGCCCGAAGAUGACCCCCGAGGAGCCGGGGGAGGCGCCGUCGCCGCUCGACACGGAGGACGCCAAACCUGAGGAUUCCCCUCAGCAGAGCAGCAAGUAUGACAAGCGGCCAGUCAGGGUGGAGGAGGCCGGGCAGAGCUGGGAGGAGGUGGAGCGCCGGGCCGACCCGAGCCGACCCAACGGCUUCAUCAGCGGCCUGCUGCACUGGAAGGCCGGAGGAGGAGACUCCACGGCUCACAUCCAGACGCACUUUGAGCCCCGAACCGGAGACUUCAGCCCCCCAGACCUGGAGCAGGAGGAGCAGCGAACCCAGGAGGAGGAGCAGAUGGGUCAGCAAGGAGGCUCUCCAUCUGAGGUCAGAGGUCAGCACCCGGCCCCUGCGGAGGCUCAGAAUCCCAUCAGCCUCCAGGAGGACGAGCCGCGCUGCUGGGACGAGGCGCCGCUGUCCACCGCCGAGUCGUGGCAGGACUCCCUGGCCAGACGCUGCAUCUGCGUCUCCAACAUCAUCCGCAACCUCUCCUUCGUUCCCGGCAACGACGCCGUCCUGUCGCGCCACCCAGGCCUGGUUCUGAUCCUGGGCCGGCUGGUUCUGCUGCACCACAGCCACCCGCGCAGGAAGCGGGCGCCGCCCACCUACCAACGGGAGGAGGAAGCGGGCCGGGCCUGCAGCCGCGACGAGUGGUGGUGGGACUGCCUGGCGGCGCUGCGAGAGAACACGCUGGUGACGCUGGCCAACGUGUCGGGCCAGCUGGACCUGUCGCAGUACCCCGAGAACAUCGUCCUGCCGGUGCUGGACGGGCUGCUGCACUGGAUGGUCUGUCCGUCCGCCGAGGCGCAGGACCCGUUCUGCGGGGCCAGUGGCGCCGCGGCGCUGUCGCCUCAGCGGCUCGUCCUGGAGUGCCUCUGCAAGCUGAGCGUCCAGGACUGCAACGUGGACCUGCUGCUGGCCACGCCCCCCUUCAGCCGCCAGCAGCAGCUCUUCGCCACGCUGGUGCGCCUGGUGGGCGAGCGCCGCAGCCAGGUGUGCCGGGAGAUGGCGGUGGCCGUGCUCUCCAACCUGGCGCGUGGCGAAGCCACGGCGGCUCGGGCCGUCGCCCUGCAGAAGGGCAGCGUGGGAACUCUGAUCGGCUUCCUGGAGGACAGCCUGGCCGUGGCGCAGUACCAGCAGAACCCGCACGCCGCCGCCGCCAUGGCGCCAGAGCCGCCCAGCAUCAACAUGAUGUGCCGCGCGGCAAAGGCGCUGCUGGCCGUGGCGAGCGUGGAGGAGAAUCGGCCGGAGUUCGUCCUGUACGAGAGCCGGCUGCUGGACAUCUCGCUGUCGUCGGCCCUCAACUCGGCGGUGGCGGCCAUCAUGUGCGAAGUGCUGUUCAAGCUGAGCCGCUCGUGACACACAGACCGCCAUGGAGCGUGCUCAGUGGGACCGACCGGGUCCGAUUCUAUUUUUAUUUAAAGAGACAGAAAGAAGUUUUUACGUAGAAAUGAAAAUAUAUAGAAUAUAUAAAGCUCCUCGGUUCCAUCCACAGAUGUUUAUUUGGGGUUUUUAAAUAAUUUUAAUACAAAAAAAUAUUUAAUACUUUUUAAUUUUCUAAAAAUUUUCAGUUUUUUGUUUUGUUUGAACCAAAGUGUUUUGACGGAUGGCGACGGGGAUGGAAUGCUCUUAAUUUUUUUUAAACAAGCGUGCUCAUUUCUUUCCGUUUGCAGGGCUGCUCCGUGUGGGCGGGGCUUGCUGUUUGUGGGCGGGGUCAGGGUUGUAGAUAAACAUCCUUUUUUUAACGUGUUAUGACGGAGGAAACACUGAUGUUCAGUCGUGUUCUUUGUUCUGGUGCAAUAAGUUUGUUUUGACGUUUUUUGUUUUUUUUUUAAAUGUGAAUUUUUGAACCAUCCGCAGUUCAAACGCCGCUUCGCCUCCGCGGAAUGAGGCGAUGUGGGCGGAGCUGCAUCCCAUUCUGUUCCCACCAACAUCCUCCUGUAAAUAUGUACAUUGCAGCUCCAGCAGAGGGCGCCGGUCACAUCGGCUGACAGAUUCAGGAUGUGUCCAAGGGAGGCGGGUGCGUUUGAUUUGACGGACUGCGUGUACAGGCUGUGGGGGCGGGGUUUCACCGACGCCGCUUCAGAAACAGUUGUAAACAAAUGUAAAGAGAGAAAAAUGACUUUGUUUCUUCAGUAUGAGAUCUUUAUAUGUUCCACAACAUGUUAAAGAAUAAAUGUACAUGAACUCUGGUUGAGCACUGUGAACAGAG